AAUAUACGGGCCUAAAAACUCUCGCUACUGUUGUCUCUGGUCUCCACAAUCCCCUUCUUGAUCCCUCUUUAUCUCACACACUCCUCACUCUAAUUCAUUACAACUCCACACACGUUCUUUACAUCUUUUUUUCACCUUGAAACCCUAGACCCAUACCCGGUGCCGCCCCCCAAAGCGCGGAGCCACCACCGCCACCACCAUGUCCUCCACGCGCCUCCUCGCCGCAGCGGCUCGCCGCUCUCAUCGGCGAACAGCUCCUUCCCUCUCCCCGCCAGCUGGAGAAUCCCGAUCCUAGAUUCCUAAAAUAUGGGUCCCCCCGACCCACCCUCACGGACCACACUCGGAUCCUCGCUGCCCCCGAGACACGUGUCACCACCCUCCCCAACGGCCUCCGUGUGGCCACCGAAUCGAGCCUCGCAGCGCGCACCGCCACCGUUGGCGUGUGGAUCGAUGCCGGGUCAAGGUUCGAGACGGAGGAGAGUAACGGCACUGCGCAUUUCCUUGAGCACAUGAUCUUCAAGGGCACGGAGAAGCGCAACGCUAGGGAGCUCGAGGAGGAGAUCGAGAACAUGGGAGGCCACCUCAACGCCUACACCUCAAGAGAGCAGACUACUUAUUACGCUAAGGUCGCUGACAAGGACGUCCCUAAGGCACUCGAUAUCUUGGCGGAUAUUCUUCAGAACUCGAGGUUCGAUGAGAAUCGCAUCAGCCGCGAGCGUGACGUGAUCCUCAGGGAGAUGGAAGAGGUUGAGGGCCAGACAGAGGAAGUGAUUUUUGAUCACUUGCAUGCGACUGCUUUUCAGUACACCCCUCUUGGUAGAACCAUCCUUGGGCCUGCUCAAAACAUUAAGACCAUCACCAAAGAUCAUCUGCAGAACUACAUUCAGACACAUUACACUGCUCCUAGGAUGGUGAUAGCUGCUUCUGGAGCUGUUAAGCAUGAAGAUAUUGUUGAGCAAGUGAAAAAAUUGUUCACCAAGUUAUCAACAGAUCCUACCACAGCAUCUCAAUUGGUUGCUAAAGAACCAGCAAUUUUCACUGGUUCUGAGGUGAGGAUGCUUGAUGAUGAAAUUCCUCUUGCACAAUUUGCGGUAGCUUUUGAAGGAGCAUCUUGGAAGGAUCCAGAUUCAAUCGCUCUGAUGGUCAUGCAAGCUAUGUUAGGUUCUUGGAAUAAGACAGCGGGUGGUGGAAAACACAUGGGUUCUGAGUUAGCACAGCGAGUUGGCAUCAAUGAAGUUGCAGAAAGCAUGAUGGCUUUCAACACUAACUACAAGGACACUGGUCUUUUUGGUGUUUAUGCUGUUGCUAAGCCGGAUUGCUUGGACGAUUUGUCAUAUGCAAUAAUGUAUGAGACAACCAAGUUAGCUUAUCGAGUUUCAGAUGAUGAUGUUACCCGUGCUCGUAAUCAGUUGAAAUCUUCGCUGCUGCUUCACAUAGAUGGAACAAGCCCUGUAGCUGAAGAUAUUGGACGCCAGCUACUUACAUAUGGCCGGAGAAUCCCAUUUGCUGAAUUGUUUGCUAGAAUCGAUGCUGUUGAUGCAAGCACAAUUAAACGUGUUGCAAACAGGUUUAUUUAUGACAAGGAUAUUGCUAUUGCUGCAAUGGGACCUAUUCAACGUUUGCCCGACUACAACUGGUUCAGACGCAGAACCUACUGGAACCGCUACUAGUCAUCUUAGUUUUCUGCUUAAUUCAUCUCCAAGGGAGGUCUGGCAUAAAGUUUUGUUUCAAUAUACAACAUGUAUGCCUCUGGUAGCUGUGUUAGCCGCCAAUUUUUAUUUUUUAUAGGCCUGUGUUUCUCUAACAUUCAUGCGAAAAUAAGUAUGCUUUUGUCAUUGAUGUAAUUGGCAUCGUUGAUUCUGCGUUAAUGCUUGUUGCAAAAGUAGGUAUUGCCUUGAAGUUGCCUUGUAUCUUCCUGACUUAACACUUGCAUAUGGUCCAGUUUAAAAGGUUAAGCCUGAAUUCUGGCUGCUCGCAAUGUCGACUUAGUUCUUAUUGAA
This is a messenger RNA of Arachis duranensis, 2000 nucleotides long. RefSeq names its product probable mitochondrial-processing peptidase subunit beta, mitochondrial. Gene Ontology annotation, biological process: proteolysis. Gene Ontology annotation, molecular function: metalloendopeptidase activity; metal ion binding. Gene Ontology annotation, cellular component: mitochondrion. Lineage: Eukaryota; Viridiplantae; Streptophyta; Magnoliopsida; Fabales; Fabaceae. The record is from RefSeq and is a predicted model, not a curated record.